Molecule: messenger RNA, 1392 nt
Organism: Penicillium oxalicum
Lineage: Eukaryota; Fungi; Ascomycota; Eurotiomycetes; Eurotiales; Aspergillaceae
Product: aspartate aminotransferase
Exons: 4
Coding region: 1-1392 (463 amino acids)
Biological process (GO): L-aspartate biosynthetic process
Cellular component (GO): cytosol
Molecular function (GO): pyridoxal phosphate binding; L-aspartate:2-oxoglutarate transaminase activity
Source: RefSeq, a predicted model, not a curated record
AUGACCAACUCCCGUCAACAUCAAAACCCCUCCCAUUCCUCCUCCACCAUCCCCCCUUCUGCUUCUUCUUCUUCCUCCACCUCCGCCACCGGCACUGCUCGCGAUCGUCUCACCUCCCUCUCUUCACACAUCAUGGGUUCCAACGGGUCCGCCUCCGUCUUCACUCCGGCCGCUGUCGCCGCGGCCCCCGAAGACCCUCUUUUUGGCCUGAUGAAGGCCUAUCGCGAAGAUCCUUUCGAGAAGAAGGUCGACCUGGGCAUCGGUGCCUACCGGGACAACAACGCCAAGCCCUGGAUUCUCCCCGUCGUGAAGAAGGCCGACCACGCCAUUCACAAUGACCCCACAUUGAACCACGAGUAUCUGUCCAUUAGCGGUCUUGCCGAGUUCACCUCCGCCGCUCAGAAGCUUGUCGUGGGCGCGGAGAGUCCCGCGAUCCGCGAGAAACGGAUCUGUACCCUGCAGACCAUUUCAGGCACUGGCGCCGUUCACCUGGGCGGUCUUUUCCUCGCCAAAUUCCACCCUGCGCAGCCCAAGCCGACCAUCUACCUGUCCAACCCGACCUGGGCCAAUCACAACCAGAUCUUCACCAACGUUGGUCUCCCCAUUGCCACGUACCCAUACUUCUCCGCCAAGACCAAGGGCCUCGACUUUGAUGGCAUGAUCGGUGCGCUGCAGGCAGCGCCUGCCGGUUCCAUCAUCCUGCUGCAUGCCUGCGCACACAACCCCACCGGCGUGGACCCCACGCAAGAGCAGUGGAAGCAGAUCGCAGCGGUGAUGCGCGAGCGCCACCAGUUCCCCUUCUUCGACACCGCCUACCAGGGCUUCGCCUCGGGUGACUUGGUUCGCGAUGCCUGGGCGAUUCGCUACUUUGUCGAGCAGGGCUUUGAGCUCUGCGUCGCCCAGUCCUUUGCCAAGAACUUUGGUCUGUAUGGUGAGCGAACGGGUGCCUUCCACUUUGUCUCCGCCCCGGGUGCGGAUGCCUCCACGGCGAUUCAGCACAUCGCCAGUCAGCUGGCGAUCCUGCAGCGCUCGGAGAUCUCCAAUCCUCCCGCGUAUGGUGCGCGGAUCGCCAGCAAGGUUCUCAACGACCCCCAGCUCUUUGCCGAGUGGGAGGAGGAUCUGCGGACCAUGAGUGGACGGAUUCAGGAAAUGCGUCGUGGUCUGCGCGAGCAAUUGGAGAAGCGUGGCACCCCUGGCAGCUGGGAACACAUUACCUCCCAGAUUGGCAUGUUCAGCUUCACCGGCUUGAAUGAGAACCAGGUUAAGAUUCUCCGGGAUAAGUGGCACGUCUACAUGACCAAGAACGGCCGUAUUUCCAUGGCCGGCCUCAACACGAAUAACCUGGAAUACUUUGCCGAGGCAGUCGACAGUGUUGUCCGCGAAACUUCAUAA